Molecule: messenger RNA, 483 nt
Organism: Diachasma alloeum
Lineage: Eukaryota; Metazoa; Arthropoda; Insecta; Hymenoptera; Braconidae
Exons: 4
Coding region: 1-483 (160 amino acids)
Source: RefSeq, a predicted model, not a curated record
AUGCGGCUUCUGUUUUGGAUUGUUCUGUUUGUCAUGGCUGUUGGAUGUGACUUUGUACGGUCACAUCGGGCCAAGAGAGUCGUUGCUUUCAGGAAAGGUAGCACUUUUUUCUACCGAUUGAACUACAAAAUAAGCUCCAUCCCCUGGACAACGAUAUUCGCCCAAGCAUCGGGUUUCAAAGUGGCAUGGCCCUUGCCGGACGGUACACGCUCACGCAGAUCCCUCCCGGAUUUGCAUUCAGCCGCUGAACACAUGUACGAGAGUCAUGGAUUCGACGGCCACGCCUGCCUCGUCCAGAACAUCUGUGAAGCAUUGAACUAUGCCCGGCAGAGAGGCGGUGCCAUUGGGAAGAUAUUAAAAUUGCUCGCCAGUGCAUCGAAUUCCAACUGGACUGAUGCCGAGAACCCUCUAGUUGAUUGUGAGCAACACAGGGCACCAUGUCCACUGCAAUUGAUCAGUGUGGAUGGCUUCUCGGAGAUGUGA